AUGCGGCUCGCCCCAACUGCGCUGUGGUUGAGCCUGGCCGUGGCCCUCAACCUGGCCCCCUUCGGGCCCCUGGCUGUAGGGUGGGCAUCGGCCCGAGCCCCCAUCUAUGUCAGCAGUUGGGCCGUGCGGGUGACCCAAGGUUAUCAGGAGGCUGAGCGCCUCUCACGCAAAUUCGGCUUCGUCAAUCUAGGGCAGAUCUUCCCUGACGGGCAAUAUUUCCACCUGCGGCAUCGGGGUGUGGUCCAGCAGUCCCUGACUCCACACUGGGGCCAUCGCCUGCACCUCAAGAGAGACCCCAAGAUGGAGGAUGCAUUCCUGAGCAUGGCAUUCAACACCACCAAGAUCUGGCACAUGGCGAGCACUGUGGCCCUGCCGCUCUCUGCUCCCCAGGUCACCACGGACCUGCACCACCAGUGCACAAAGAGGCACACCGGCACCUCUGCCUCGGCCCCGCUGGCAGCAGGCAUGAUCGCCCUGGCUCUGGAGGCCAACCCUCUCCUGUCUUGGAGGGACCUGCAGCACCUGGUGGUCCGUGCAUCCAAGCCCGCCCAGCUGCAGGCAGAGGACUGGAGGGUCAACGGUGUGGGGCGCCAAGUGAGCCACCACUACGGCUACGGGCUGCUGGACGCCGGGCUGCUGGUGGACUUGGCUCGCACGUGGCUGCCCACAAAGCCUCAGAAGAAAUGUGUCAUCAGGGUUGUCCACGCCCCGACCCCCAUCCUGCCGCGGAUGCACGUACAAAAGAAUGUGUCGGCCUGCUCCGGCCGCCGCCGGGGGAUCCACUCGCUGGAGCACGUGCAGGUGCAGCUCUCCUUGUCCUACAGCCGGCGGGGGGACCUGGAGAUCUCGCUCACUAGCCCCAUGGGCACACGCUCCACUCUCGUGGCCAUCAGACCUCUGGACGUCAGCAGCAAGGGCUACAACAACUGGAUCUUUAUGUCUACCCACUACUGGGACGAGGCGCCCCAGGGCCUGUGGACCCUGGGCCUGGAGAACAAGGGCUACUAUUUCAACACCGGGACACUAUACCGCUACACACUUCUGCUCUACGGGACGACUGAGGACAUGACACGGCGGCCCCCAGGCCCCCAGGUGACCAGCAGUGCGUGUGUGCGGCGGGACACAGAGGGGCUGUGCCAGGAACGCAUCGGGCAUGCCCCCCUCCUAGGCCCCCUCCGCUUCCCUGCCUGUCGGCCGAGGUUCGUCAACUGA
This is a messenger RNA of Dipodomys ordii (Ord's kangaroo rat), 1212 nucleotides long. It is a transcript of the gene Pcsk4, whose product is annotated as proprotein convertase subtilisin/kexin type 4. The transcript has 10 exons. The record is from RefSeq and is a predicted model, not a curated record. Gene Ontology annotation, biological process: peptide hormone processing. Gene Ontology annotation, cellular component: trans-Golgi network; Golgi membrane. NCBI's taxonomy places the organism in Eukaryota, Metazoa, Chordata, Mammalia, Rodentia, Heteromyidae. Gene Ontology annotation, molecular function: serine-type endopeptidase activity. The coding region runs from base 1 to 1212 and encodes 403 amino acids.